GUCCAUGCCGUCAGUAAACACUAGAUGGCGGUACCAUUUUACCGACAUAAAAUGUAGACGCUAUCGGCUCCUAUGUCGCAAGACCAAAGAGAAGAACUUCCUGUCUCCCUGUCUCUCCAAAAAUGGCGGACACGUGUGGCCAAGUAUUGCUGGGAUCAGGGCUCACCGUCCUCUCUCACCCUCUGAUGUACAUUAAGGUCCUGAUCCAGGUAGGACAUGAACCACUCCCUCCCACCCUGGGCAGGAACCUUUUUGGCAGACAAGUCUACCAGCUGCCUGGACUGUUUGCUUAUGCAAAACACAUCAUCAAGAUCGAUGGCAAAGUGGGUCUCUUUAAAGGGCUUGGUCCAAGACUCUGUGCUGGCACCAUCGGCACCGUCGUACACAGCAAAGUUGUGCAGAAAUGUCAGGAACAAGGCACACCUCAGGUACUGGGCGGCCAGCAGAAGGCUGUGGAGGGCUCCCUACAGCACGUUGUUAACGAGACAACCAAAGAGAUGAUUGCUCGUUCCUGUGCCACCAUUGUCACACAUCCCUUUCAUGUGAUUACUUUGCGAUGCAUGGUCCAAUUUAUUGGGAGAGAAACAAAAUACAGUGGGGUGUUUGACUCUAUCGUCACAGUCUACCGAGAAGAAGGCAUACUAGGCUUUUUUGCUGGGUUGAUCCCUCGCCUGCUCGGGGAUGUUUUGUCUCUGUGGAUUUGUAACCUGCUGGCUCACCUCAUCAAUACAUACGCCAUCGAUGACUCGAUGAGUCACACAGGAGAAAUCAAGAACUGCUCUCAGGCUGUGACAGGGUUCUUUGCUAGUAUGCUCACAUACCCUUUCGUUUUGGUGUCAAACCUGAUGGCUGUCAACAACUGCGGGCUCGCUGGGGGCCUGCCACCCUAUGCAUCAGUAUAUCCGACCUGGGUGGACUGCUGGAGGCAUCUAAGCCGAGAGGGCAACAUGAGCAGAGGAAACAGUCUAUUUUUCCGGAAGCUUCCAGCAGGAAAGAUGUAUGCAGUUGACCAGAAAAGAUUUUUUUAAAGCCUCAAGAGAACUGAGCUCAACAAAGUUGUGAUAAUAAAGAAAAGAAAAAAAAAAACAUUGCCUGAUCUGGGAGUUGGACAGUCAGCACUUAAUCUUUUUGUAUGCACUUGUUUACAUGUGAAUCAUCAUGUGAAAUAAAAGCGCAUUAGUUUCCAGUUAAUUUCCACCAGGUUUUGUUUUAACAGAAAUUUGCAGAUUGAAACUGCAGGGUUGUAAGACAAUAGGCUGUACGAGUGUGUGUGUGUGUAUGUGAGACACACACACACACACACACACACACACAGCACUUCAGUCUGCAUGUGGUAAUGUCUAAUAAUACACGUUAAUGAUGAAGUGGGACCUCUUGUCAUAUGGUAUUGUCUUGAUGUGUUAAUUGUUGUAAACCUCACUGCCCGACGGGCAUGUAAAGCUAAUGAAAAGGAGGGAAAGCAGUCAGAGGUAGUGGUUGUUCAGGAGCAUGUAUGGAUGUACUAAGUCAUGGCAGGUAGCCUGAGCUGAAAAUCUCUUGGCACUGUGAGCAGUCAAGUGCUUGUAUCAACUCUUUCUGACUGACCCAAAUAAAAACUGCUUUUUGUUUGA
Messenger RNA from Chelmon rostratus (copperband butterflyfish), 1610 nucleotides. It is a transcript of the gene mtch2, whose product is annotated as mitochondrial carrier homolog 2. The transcript has 13 exons. Gene Ontology annotation, biological process: positive regulation of apoptotic process. The record is from RefSeq and is a predicted model, not a curated record. Gene Ontology annotation, cellular component: membrane; mitochondrion. The coding region runs from base 123 to 1028 and encodes 301 amino acids. NCBI's taxonomy places the organism in Eukaryota, Metazoa, Chordata, Actinopteri, Chaetodontiformes, Chaetodontidae.